CACUAUUUAAGAUAAUCCGCAGAUAUGGGAUCAGAACACAAACCACAUUCUGACUGGAGGAAAUUUGCAAUAUACUGGCAACAGAUCAUCUAUCUACCAUAAGAAUGGCAAUUCAGACUAUCACUUGGAUGAGCGCCUUCCUCUGCCUCGUGCAAGUGUUCUCGAUGCCCAUGCCUUGCCAGCUACAAGGACAGCUGGUGCGAACAACCCACAACCUACUGAGAGACAUGGGGGGUCAUUUUCCUCUGGAGUGCCUGCAGGAGAAUGUCUUCAUGGCAUUCCCAGCCACCUCAUUUGCAACCUCCGGGGCGCCACAGUUGAGCAGCAGUGCUGCUAAGGCUAUUUAUGAGACAUUGAAGAACAUCGACACAUUGUUCGGAACUGACGAACUGCCGACAAUGUGGGACCAACAGAAGUUGGAGUAUUUUCAGAACAUUAUCUACCGUCAGAUUGAAGAGAGCGAGUGUAUGAGCAGUGUGGAUACAAGUGAUUAUCCCAUCAGGGCAGAGGGCCUGAAAACAUACUUUGGGAACAUUGCAGCAGUUUUAAAAGAAAAGAAUUUCAGUUACUGCGCCUGGGAAGUGGUUCGAAAAGAGCUCCUGUACACCCUAGAAUUCAUUCUGAAACACACCUCUGACAGCCUUCUGUGGUCCAACAGAAAUCAUCUAUCUACCAUAAGAAUGGCAAUUCAGACUAUCACUUGGAUGAGCGCCUUCCUCUGCCUCGUGCAAGUGUUCUCGAUGCCCAUGCCUUGCCAGCUACAAGGACAGCUGGUGCGAACAACCCACAACCUACUGAGAGACAUGGGGGGUCAUUUUCCUCUGGAGUGCCUGCAGGAGAAUGUCUUCAUGGCAUUCCCAGCCACCUCAUUUGCAACCUCCGGGGCGCCACAGUUGAGCAGCAGUGCUGCUAAGGCUAUUUAUGAGACAUUGAAGAACAUCGACACAUUGUUCGGAACUGACGAACUGCCGACAAUGUGGGACCAACAGAAGUUGGAGUAUUUUCAGAACAUUAUCUACCGUCAGAUUGAAGAGAGCGAGUGUAUGAGCAGUGUGGAUACAAGUGAUUAUCCCAUCAGGGCAGAGGGCCUGAAAACAUACUUUGGGAACAUUGCAGCAGUUUUAAAAGAAAAGAAUUUCAGUUACUGCGCCUGGGAAGUGGUUCGAAAAGAGCUCCUGUACACCCUAGAAUUCAUUCUGAAACACACCUCUGACAGCCUUCUGUGGUCCAACAGAACAUGAAUUUGAAUUUGCAGAUCUUUUUUUACUCAUUUGUUUUACAAUUGUGCUUGAUUUUUAAAGCCUUCUAUUCUACAAUCAUGCAAUGUGCAAUGUCAAACAGCAAUAUUAUAAAUUUAUUUAUUUAUUUAUCAAGGUUAUUUAUUGAUGUAGGCCUACUUAUAUAUUUAUUUAUUUAUUUAUCAAGGUUAUUUAUUGAUGUAGGCCUAUUUAUGAAUAUAUUUAUCUAUUUGAAAAUCGUGCCUUUUGUUGCUCUUCAUCAAAUGUUAAAGUUACUAAAAUAAAAAAUACUUUAAAAUA
Oncorhynchus nerka (sockeye salmon) is the source of this 1538-nucleotide messenger RNA. RefSeq lists its product as uncharacterized. Bases 105 to 1241 code for a protein of 378 amino acids. Gene Ontology annotation, molecular function: cytokine receptor binding. The record is from RefSeq and is a predicted model, not a curated record. Lineage: Eukaryota; Metazoa; Chordata; Actinopteri; Salmoniformes; Salmonidae. The transcript is spliced from 11 exons. Gene Ontology annotation, cellular component: extracellular region. Gene Ontology annotation, biological process: defense response.